AUGUCUACACAAAAAGUGACACCAUUGGAUAUUUCACCGGGGACUCAACUCGAAAGUACAUGUUAGUUUUUGAAGUUUUCAAUUUUUCAAAUUAUUUUGAGGAAUCAAAAAAGACUGUUUCAUGUUUGAAAAAUUAAUUUUUUUAUUCUGAAAAAUUUUGAACCUCAAAAUAUUCAGAUUUUUUUCAAAAUAAUUAUUUCUUUGGGUUACUGUGAUUCUUCUUCUCAUUCUUUUUUUCUUUCAUGGUUUACUGUGAUUUGAAAAAAAAUCCAAAAAAAAUGGGCUGCAAAAUGUUGAAAAAUUAACAAAUUGUUUCAGUGAGUCCAUAUCGAGCAAGUCCUUUAUCAACCCGUCAAAUAAUAAUUGCCAUUGUCAGUUUAUCGAUUUUCUCAUUUUUCUACCUGGUUUAUGCUCAACAUCAUGCUCUUCUUUUUUAUGCAAUGACUGGGUUAGUUUCAAAGAGGAAAAUUAGACAAGAUAUUAUAGUUAUCAUAUGUUUUAUAAAAACCUCCACAAUUUUCGAUAUACCUUUAAAACACUUUAAGGUCUUUAACAGAUUUGUUCUACUGUGAAUUCUACUGUAAAUUAUUUUUUACUGUAAAUUCUACUGUAAAUUUUAUUUGGAUUCCUAUCAAAAAGUGAUAAUUCUGGUCCAAUUUAAAAUAUAACCUUAAUUUUUAGAUGAUCUUUAAUUCUGGUCUAUAAUGAAAUCUAAUUUAUUGUUUUUCUUCAAAACUCUAACUUUUUCCAGUUUUAUUGCCAUUUAUAUUGUAUUUGUUUAUACAUCUGGAAUUGGCGCAGUUUUAUAUAUGGUUUUAAAUGAUUAUGAAAUUGGUGAAAAUGAAAUGAAAAGCUCAAGAAACAUCGAAGAAGAAUCAACGAUUUGA
Caenorhabditis angaria is the source of this 887-nucleotide messenger RNA. NCBI's taxonomy places the organism in Eukaryota, Metazoa, Nematoda, Chromadorea, Rhabditida, Rhabditidae. The record is from the annotation of a GenBank genome assembly.